AUGACCUGGCGUCCGCGUCCCCCAACCGUAGCCACCACCGCUGCCGAAAACACCUUCCGUGUAGACGACACCUUCCGUGUAGACGAGGAGGACGAGGACGAGGAGGAGGUGUUCAACGGAAUCGAAAUCAGAAUGACAAACAACGGGUUCCACCCCUCUCACGUCGUCACAACGGUGGGAACCACGAUCCCGGUGGGAAAUGGAUCGGAAGCAGCGACUAGCGGAAGUGACCGCCGCCAGUUCCUGCGUGUUUACCAACCGCCUCAUCCUGCACGCGAAACCGCCUCAUCCUGCAUGCGAAACCGCCUCAUCCUGCACGCGAGGGGCCGGAUAACUCUAGAUGGGCGCCAUGAACAUAUCUACAUGGCAUUCACGGGCACGACAGCCAGGCUCAACGCAACCGCAUGGUUGACCGUCGUGGCGAAGAGCGACGAUGAAGAAAACGAGGAGGACUACGUCGACCCACCGUCCCCUUAA
Fimicolochytrium jonesii is the source of this 477-nucleotide messenger RNA. RefSeq lists its product as uncharacterized. The record is from RefSeq and is a predicted model, not a curated record. The coding region runs from base 1 to 477 and encodes 158 amino acids. The transcript is spliced from 2 exons. Lineage: Eukaryota; Fungi; Chytridiomycota; Chytridiomycetes; Spizellomycetales; Powellomycetaceae.